Messenger RNA from Symbiodinium sp. CCMP2592, 2574 nucleotides. NCBI's taxonomy places the organism in Eukaryota, Dinophyceae, Suessiales, Symbiodiniaceae. The record is from the annotation of a GenBank genome assembly.
AUGCCAGUGGACCCUUCAGCGCCUGGAUUUCACAGGACAGAUGUCGGCAGAGCCUUAUGGGAUUUGGCCGGCGCCGGGCCACCUGAUGGAUCUCAUCUGGGCCGCGGGAGCGUGGGAUCCGAUGUCGCCCGUGCAAUGCAGUCAGAGCCUGUUGGCCGCCUCCGAAGGAUGCAACUCGAAUCUGAGUCGCUUGAGCACGGUGCCCAGGAGGGCGCUGAAGGAGCGCAGCAGGAGGAAGAGGAGGAUGAGGCACCAGAGUCUCCUCCGUCACCCAUCCGAGUUCGUCGACAGGAGAAAGUGCCCACCAAUGCACGUGCGCGGCUGCUCGCAGACAGUUCUGACAGUGAUGAUGCAAGGCCUGUGCGGCCUGCGAAACCCAGCAAGGCCGCAGCAGAUGAUCAAGCCCGUGCGAGUCAUGAGCUGGACACGAGUCCUCAGGUCUUCGCAGAAGCGGCCCAGGAGACCAUCCCGUCCAGUCCGGUGGUCGCUGAAGCGCUUCAAGACAGCCAGGCAGAGCCUUCCUUGUCUUCCAGUCUUCGUCUCGACCCAGAUCCGGAAAGCCAGGGCUCGGCUGGCUCUCCGGCGGCUGGUCGUGAUCAUGCCGGUCGGGCGCCCGAGGCAAGCAAGGCGAAGGUGUACAAGGACAAGCCAGAAGCGAGUCAGAGGAAGAAGGACAGAGCUGACAGGCCGGUGAGACCAAGAAGCAGAAGCAAAGACAGCCAUGAGGAGGCGGAGCUUCUCAGCGAUGUUGAGGAGAGUCAGCCGGUCGUGGAGGAAGCCAGCACGAAGGCGCAAGCUGAGGAGCUUGCGAUGGAGGAUGCCAGCGACACGGAACCGAGGCAGAGAGGCUUGCGCCAAGAACAGAAAGGUGGCCCGUAUGGCAAGGCACCAAAGGGUGGAAGCCACCACGACGAGACGGUCCCGAGCGGAAGCCGGAGAUCGAAUGGCCAGCGGGCUGCAUCGCCGGCGGACGGAAGAAGUCGCGGUGAAACGGAGAGGGGCCAGAAGCUGGAUGCAGGCGCGAAGAAGCCCAAGGCGGUGCAGAAGUCAAGGUCACCUGCAAGGGCGGCGGGCAAGGCCGACCAAGAGGAAAGGGCGUCGGUGUCACCGAGGGGAUCAUAUUCUCCGAGGAAUCGUGUUCCACUCCGAGAUGCUCCAGAUGUGCACAGGGACAAGCCAGAGGCGAGUCAGAGGAAGAAGGACAGAGCUGACAGGCCAGUGAGACCAAGAAGCAGAAGCAAAGACAGCCAUGAGGAGGCGGAGCUUCUCAGCGAUGUUGAGGAGAGUCAGCCGGUCGUGGAGGAAGCCAGCACCGAGGCGCAAGCUGAGGAGCUUGCGAUGGAGGAUGCCAGCGACACGGAACCGAGGCAGAGAGGCUUGCGCCAAGAACAGAAAGGUGACCCGUAUGGCAAGGCACCAAAGGGUGGAAGCCACCACGACGAGAGGGUCCCGAGUGGAAGCCGGAGAUCGAAUGGUGGGCGGGCUGUGUCGCCGGCGGCCAGGGCCCAGGACGGAAGAAGUCGCGGUGAAACGGAGAGGGGCCAGAAGCUGGAUGCAGGCGCGAAGAAGCCCAAGGCGGUGCAGCAGAAGUCAAGGUCACCUGCAAGGGCGGCGGGCAAGGCCGACCAAGAGGAAAGGGCGUCGGUGUCACCGAGGGGAUCUUAUUCUCCGAGGAAUCGUGCUCCGCUCCGAGAUGCUCCAGAUGUGCACAGGGACAAGCCAGAAGCGAGUCAGAGGAAGAAGGACAGAGCUGACAGGCCGGUGAGACCAAGAAGCAGAAGCAAAGACAGCCAUGAGGAGGCGGAGCUUCUCAGCGAUGUUGAGGAGAGUCAGCCGGUCGUGGAGGAAGCCAGCACCGAGGUGCAAGCUGAGGAGCUUGCGAUGGAGGAUGCCAGCGACACGGAACCGAGGCAGAGAGGCUUGCGCCAAGAACAGAAAGGUGACCCGUAUGGCAAGGCAGAGCCGUCUUCGGAAGCGUGUUGUUUGGCUUUUUUGGGCAUGUUUUACGACAGCCAGGCACCAAAGGGUGGAAGCCACCACGACGAGAGGGUCCCGAGUGGAAGCCGGAGAUCGAAUGGUGGGCGGGCUGUGUCGCCGGCGGCCAGGGCCCAGGCAAGACUGCUAAGAUGUGGCAUCAGGCAGAGUCACAGUGGAGCUUGUACUCGAACCCACCAAAGGACGGAAGAAGUCGCGGUGAAACGGAGAGGGGCCAGAAGCUGGAUGCAGGCGCGAAGAAGCCCAAGGCAGGGGUCGGGUCGAGUCGCUGGGCUGGUGACAGCGUCGGAAGUGGCAGCAUGCGUUCGACAGGCGGUGCAGCAGAAGUCAAGGCCCGGAGCAUAUGGCACCACGUUUGGUUUCAUCUCAUGCACGCUGACGAAGGUCACCUGCAAGGGCGGCGGGCAAGGCCGACCAAGAGGCACCGGCGUGAAGUCGCCGUUUCUGGGUGCAGUGAAAGCAUGUUGCACUCCAGGAAAGGGCGUCGGUGUCACCGAGGGGAUCUUAUUCUCCGAGGCUGCCAUCCGUCUGAAGAUUGCUUUUUUGGCAGGGAAGGCCAGCCGCCACGUCCCGGCUUGA